Rosa chinensis is the source of this 4010-nucleotide messenger RNA. Its product is annotated as TMV resistance protein N. The record is from RefSeq and is a predicted model, not a curated record. Lineage: Eukaryota; Viridiplantae; Streptophyta; Magnoliopsida; Rosales; Rosaceae. The transcript is spliced from 6 exons. Gene Ontology annotation, molecular function: protein binding; ADP binding. Gene Ontology annotation, biological process: signal transduction; defense response. The coding region runs from base 87 to 3092 and encodes 1001 amino acids.
ACUUUCCUACACUCUCUGGCCAUUCACUCUUCAUUUUUGAGAGUGGUUUCCUCUGCAACUGCUUUCAUUUUCUCUUCCAGUUUUCAAUGGCUUUGAGCACCCACAGAGCCUCCUCAUCUCUUGCUUGGGCUGAACCACCUCCCCGUUGGAAUUACGAUAUUUUCUUGAGUUUCAGGGGUGAAGACACCCGCACGGGUUUCGUCUCCCAUUUAUACCACGAGCUGCAGUACCGGCAAGUAUUCAAGACUUUCAAGGACGACCGAGUGCUUGAACUCGGAGAUAUUAUCUCUCUGGAGCUCUUGAGGGCAAUCGAACAAUCACAUCUCGCCAUCGUUGUUCUCUCACCCAACUAUGCUUCUUCCACUUGGUGCUUGGAUGAACUUUCCAAAAUUAUCGAGUCCAUGGAAACCGAAAGUAAGAGAAAGAGAAUUCUGCCGGUUUUCUUUAAUGUGGAACCAUCCGACGUUCGAAAUCAGACAAAGAGCUUUGAUGAAGCCUUUGCUAAGCAUGAAGCAAAGUUCGGUAAGGACUCAGAGAAGGUGAAGAAGUGGAGAGCAGCUUUAAGAGAAGUGGCAGGUCUCACCGGAUGUGAUUUAAAGGAUAAAUCUGAAAGUAAGCUUAUAGAAGUCAUCGUCAAAAGUGUGCGGGAGAAAGUGCUUCCUACGAUCACAUUGUCAGAUUCCGGAGAAAAGUUAGUCGGAAUUGAAUUUAGACUUAGGCAAAUGGGUUUGCUUUUAGCUCCUGAGGAAAAGGAUGUUCGAUUUAUAGGAAUAUGGGGUAUGGGUGGAGUGGGUAAGACUACCCUUGCUGAGCUAGUAUAUAAGAGAUUUGCUCAUGAUUUUGAUGUGGCGGAGUUUCUUGAUGUCAGGAAUAAUCAUGGUCAACUAGUCAAUCUUCAAAAACAGAUUCUUUUCCCAGUCUUGAAGGAAAAUGUUUCACAAGUUUGGGAUGUUCGUAGGGGAAAGAAUUUCAUUAGACAAUGCAUGUCUAAUAAAAAGGUCCUUCUUGUUGUUGAUGAUGUUGAUAGCUGCUGUGACCUCCUAGAAAAAGUGGCUGGAGAUGAAUCUUGGUUUGGCGAUGCAAGCAGAAUCAUUGUUACAACUAGAGAUAAACGUGUGCUCGUCGAGAAUGAUAUAAAACUAUCAGUUGGGCUAGUGGGGCUAAAUGUCCAUGAUGCUCUUGAGCUCUUUACUCACAGUGCCUUCAAAAAAGAUCAGCCCGAGGAAGGGUUUUCAGAGCUGUCCAAGUGUUUCAUAGAUUAUGCCGAAGGGCUUCCGUUAGCUCUUAUAAUUCUUGGAAAAUCUUUGUACAAAAGAGAUCUAGAGACAUGGAGAAGUGCAUUGGAGAUACUAAAGAGAAUUCCUAAUCGGACAAUUUUGGAUUCGCUCAAAUUAAGUUAUGAUGCGCUGGAUGAUUUGCAACAGAAGAUUUUCUUGGACAUUGCAUUCUUCUACAAGGGGAUGGAAGAGGGGCGAGUUAAUCAAAUGCUAGAAUAUUGUAAUGGCUUUAAUUGUCUUUUUGUGACAGAGGUUCUCAUCGAGAAAUCUCUGAUAACUAUUGAGCUGCGUCCCGACUUUAUUGAGAUGCAGUACGCCGACAGGGUUGGGAUGCAUGGUUGGGGACACUACAAGGUUGAGAUGCAUGGUUUGGUACAAGAAAUGGCACGGAGAAUUGUUCGUGAAGAGUCUGAAGAACCCGGUCUUCGCAGCCGUUUGUGUAAUCGUGAUGACAUCUUUGAUGUAUUCACGAGAAAUACGGGAACAGACGCAAUCAGAGGCAUCCGCUUAUGUUUACCUAGUUUAGAAGAGGCAGGUUCAAGUUGGAACAUUGAAUCCUUCUCUAGGAUGCCCAAACUGAUGUUUCUUGAAUUUGAUAAUUUAAUAAUUGGUUCAGACCCCAAAUUCCUCCCAAAUUCCUUGAGAAUUCUCAUAUGGAAUUGGUAUCCUUCCGAAUCUCUUCCAGCUAGUUUCCGGCCAAAUAGUCUUGGUGAACUGAAGAUGCAAAGAAGCAAUCUUGUCCGGCUUUGGGAUGAAAGACAGGACUUGCCUAACUUGAAAUGUAUGGAUCUUAGUGAGUCCAAAAACUUGAAGGAGACCCCAGAUUUCACAGGUAUUCCGAAUCUUGAGGAGUUGAAUCUUACAAAUUGUGACAGUUUGGUUGAGGUCCACCCAUCCAUUGCAGUCAACAAAAAGCUUAAACGGCUGAUACUCGAGCAAUGUAAAAAUGUCAACAGUUUACCAAGUAAGAUUGAAAUGGAUUCUCUCGAGGUUCUCAACCUUGCUUACUGCUCAAAAGUAAAGAUUCCAGAAUUUGGAGAAGGGAUGAAAAAUUUGUCAAUCCUUCUCGCACCUGGGACCGCCACUGAGGAACUGACUUCAUCUAUUGAACAUCUGGUUGGCCUAACUAGACUGAACAUAUCUGAUAGCAAAAGUCUCCAGAGUCUUCCGGGUACCGCAAUUUUUAAACUGAAGUCUCUUGAAGAACUCUGUAUGGGAAAGUGCCCAAAAAUUGUAGAAAAUACGGGGGAGACAGGGUGUUUGAAGCUUCGCAUGUCCAAGGGUUUAUUUAAAAGAGAGAGUCCAGAGCGUGCGUGCUUGGCGUUGCCAUGUCCAAGGGCUUUACCGUCUUUGCGUUGGUUAGAUCUACAUGAUUGUAAUCUUUGUCGAGGAGUUAUCCCCAACGAUAUUGUCUACUGCUUGCCGUCUCUAGAAGGCUUGAAUCUUGCUGGAAAUAAUUUUGUUAGUCUUCCUGCGAGCAUUAAAUGCCUUUCUAAGCUUCGGUUCAUUAAUUUAUCGAGGUGCAAAUGGCUUAAACAAUUACCGGAUCUCCCAUCGAAUGAGCGAUUAGCUGUAUGGGCAGACAAUUGUGAUUCCUUAAAAAUGCUGUCAGAACCAUUACAGCGGGUCAGAUUCCCCAAAUUGCAGAGAUUUUGUUUAAUAACUGUCAAUUGCUUUGGAUGUCAAUCAGGCUUCAAUAGUGAAAUAUUUUCAAUGCUAAGGAGAUUGGCCGCUGAGGGGAUCCCUCGAUAUUGUUUUGAUGAUUAUACGAAUUUAAGUUUUCGAAGUAAAAUUUGCAAGUGGUUCGAUAUUUAAAGCGAGGGAGAUUCAUUGACUGUGAAGCAGCCUCUGGAUCGGGAAUCAAGUAGCUCAGAGUGGAUCGGCAUUGUGUUUUGUGUUGUUUUUGCCGAUCUGAGAGAUCCUGCCACUAUUGAGUUCUCUAUUGCAUGUGAGAGAUGGUCCCAUGAGCGUAUAGAAGACCCAAGGCAUAUGAUGGGAGAUCAUCUUUGGGUGAUUUUCAUGCCUCGCCGUGAAAGCCUGGAUACCACAAGCUACUCUAUUAGGUUCAAUCGUUCGAUUAAGGAGAUUCCAUGCCCGAAUGGUGUGAAGAGGUGUGGGGCCCGAUUGUUGUACGAGCAAGAUUUGAAAAGCCUCCUCCUCGAAUCUCCAACAAACAUCUUAAAGCGGAGUCGUGAAUAUUGUGACUCGGAGGAGAUAAGAGGCAGGGGAAGGUCCAAAUGUAAUUGCAAGUGGUAGCCCUAACAAAGAAUCAUUUUUCAAAAGACUCAAGGCAUGAAUACUAAUCGAUCUAUAGGGAGGAACUACCCCUUUCUUGUUCUGAUUCUCGUACAGCUGGGCUGCUAGUGAUCUCUUUGGCAACAAUGGUCUUCCGCUAUUCUUCCUUCGGAGUACUUGACAAGCACAUCUUGCCUCCGUUACGAUGCCAUGUUGGUGUUGUGAAGACGAGGCUGAUCAAGGUGUUGCUUCGAUUGGUUUGAGAUUUCUCUUCCAUAUUCCUUUUCAUUUGUUGUCCUCAUUCCUUCUACUGCUCAAAUUCAUUCCUACCAAUAGUAAAUUAUUGUUGCAAUUUUUAGUGUCCCGUAAAUUAAUUUUCUAAGAGUAAUGAGUCGAAGACUAGAAGUUGAAGUCUAAAACCAUGAACCAAUUCAUUACUUUCUACGUUCUCUUCCACGAAAUGUUAAUGCAUAUUGCCCUAGAGAUAUCAUUACUUUC